AUGUGUGGAAUCUUUGGCUACAUCAACUACCUGGUCGAGCGGGACCGCCAGUUCAUUAUUGACACCCUGCUCAAUGGUCUGUCGAGACUGGAGUACCGAGGCUACGACUCGGCCGGUAUGGCCGUCGAUGGCGACAAGAAGAAUGAAGUCUGCGCAUUCAAGGAGGUUGGCAAGGUCGCCAAGCUGAGAGAACUCAUCGCCGAGAGCAAGCCCAACAUGACCAAGAGCUUCGAGUCCCACGCCGGUAUCUCUCACACUCGUUGGGCCACCCACGGCACACCCUCCCGCCAGAACUGCCACCCCCACCGAUCCGACCCCACUUGGGAGUUCUCGGUUGUCCACAACGGUAUCAUAACCAACUACAAGGAACUGAAGGCCCUCCUGGAGAGCAAGGGUUUCCGCUUCGAGACCGAGACAGAUACCGAGUGCAUUGCCAAACUCGCCAAGUAUCUGUAUGAUCAGCACCCGGACAUUGAAUUCACCGUUUUGGCCAAGGCUGUUAUCAAGGAGCUGGAAGGUGCUUUCGGACUGCUGAUCAAGUCUGUUCACUACCCUCAUGAGAUGAAGGUCGACUUCGUGGACGUCGAGUUCUCGGAAGAAGGUGCCCUUCCUGCGGAGCAGGCCUCCCAGAAUGUUGCCAUCAAGAAGUCGUCCGCCAGCCUUUUGGCCCCGCCGGACAAGUCCCUGCUGCACCGCUCCCAGUCUCGAGCUUUCCUUUCCGACGAUGGAAUUCCCCAGCCUGCUGAGUUCUUCUUGUCUUCAGACCCCUCGGCCAUCGUCGAGCACACCAAGAAGGUGCUCUACCUCGAGGAUGAUGACAUUGCACACAUCCACGAAGGUCAACUCAACAUCCACCGCCUGACCAAAGAUGAUGGCACUUCCAACGUUCGUACUAUCCAGACCAUUGAGCUGGAGCUGCAGGAGAUCAUGAAGGGCAAGUUCGACCACUUCAUGCAGAAGGAGAUCUUUGAGCAGCCCGAAUCCAUUGUCAAUACCAUGCGUGGCCGUUUGGAUGCCGUCAACAAGAAGGUUACACUGGGUGGUCUUCGCCAGUACAUUACGACCAUCCGCCGCUGCCGCCGCAUCAUUUUCAUUGCUUGCGGUACCAGUUACCACUCCUGCAUGGCUGUUCGUGGUGUCUUCGAGGAAUUGACCGAGAUCCCUAUUGCGGUCGAGUUGGCAUCUGAUUUCUUGGACCGCCAGGCGCCCGUUUUCCGUGACGACACCUGUGUGUUCGUCUCUCAGUCGGGUGAGACAGCCGAUUCCCUGAUGGCUCUUCGCUACUGUUUGGAGCGCGGUGCUCUCACUGUGGGUGUGGUGAACGUUGUUGGAUCGUCCAUCUCUCUCCUGACCCACUGUGGUGUACACAUUAACGCUGGUCCCGAAAUUGGUGUGGCUUCCACCAAGGCCUACACCUCGCAGUUUGUGGCCAUGGUCAUGUUUGCUUUGUCUCUCAGCGAGGACCGAGCUUCGAAGCAGAAGAGACGCGAAGAGAUCAUGGAAGGUCUUGGCAAGGUCUCGGAACAAUUCCGAGAGAUCCUCAAGUUGAACGAUUCGAUCAAGGAUAUGUGUGCCAAGUUUUUCAAGGACCAGAAGAGCUUGCUGCUGCUGGGCCGCGGCGCUCAGUUCCCCACCGCUCUAGAGGGUGCUCUCAAGAUCAAGGAGAUCUCGUACCUUCACUGCGAGGCCGUCAUGUCUGGCGAACUCAAGCACGGUGUCUUGGCUCUGGUUGAUGAGAACCUGCCCAUCAUCAUGAUCCUCACCCGCGACAACUUGUUCACCAAGUCUCUCAACGCAUACCAGCAAGUUAUUGCUCGUGGUGGCCGUCCCAUUGUGAUCUGCAAUCCCGAAGACCCUGAGUUCUCAGCCGCCCAAACCGAGAAGAUCGCCGUUCCGAAGACUGUAGACUGCCUUCAGGGUCUGUUGAACGUGAUCCCGCUGCAGCUGAUCUCGUACUGGCUUGCGGUCGGCGAGGGCCUGAACGUGGACUUCCCGCGUAACCUGGCCAAGUCGGUGACGGUCGAAUAA
Penicillium argentinense is the source of this 2028-nucleotide messenger RNA. It is a transcript of the gene gfa1, whose product is annotated as glutamine--fructose-6-phosphate transaminase (isomerizing) GFA1. The coding region runs from base 1 to 2028 and encodes 675 amino acids. The record is from RefSeq and is a predicted model, not a curated record. Gene Ontology annotation, biological process: fructose 6-phosphate metabolic process; protein N-linked glycosylation; UDP-N-acetylglucosamine metabolic process. The transcript has 7 exons. Gene Ontology annotation, molecular function: L-glutamine:D-fructose-6-phosphate transaminase (isomerizing) activity; carbohydrate derivative binding. Lineage: Eukaryota; Fungi; Ascomycota; Eurotiomycetes; Eurotiales; Aspergillaceae.